Messenger RNA from Cercopithifilaria johnstoni, 204 nucleotides. Lineage: Eukaryota; Metazoa; Nematoda; Chromadorea; Rhabditida; Onchocercidae. The record is from the annotation of a GenBank genome assembly.
AUGUAUUUGAAGAAGUCUUCAAGUGCGUGUAAAUUUUAUUUUCAGACUUGUGGUCCAUUAACAGCACGUAUAGGACCUCCAGGUCCUCCAGGCUCUCAAGACGAGAUGACGAAAGAGAAGUCCAGGUCCAUAGGAGAUGUAGGAGAGAAAGGAGAGAAUGGAAGAAUUGGAAUGCGAAGUUUGAGAGGAGCAACAGGAAGAUAA